UGCUUUGUCUUGCUAUAGAACCAACCAAAAACCCCCAAAAAAAAAAAGAGUUAGCCCUUGUGAUCUAGUAAUUCCCUUGCUAGCUUUGGAGUUGAGCACAAAAGUAUCUUCAUAUUCAGCAAAAUCAUCAUGAGGAGCUUCUCAAAGAACAAGUUCCUCCUCUGUUUUCGUCCUGUGGUUGACAUAGAUUGCAUGAUAAAAUCCGAAGUUGCUCCUACUUGUCGUUUUCCACGCAUACCCACUUCAGAGAACCACAACGUGAUGAAGAACUCCGAAACCAAGUCCGUAUAUUUUCCCCAUGUUUCACAAAAACGAAGGAUUUCUCGGGUGAUCAAAGCUGUGUUCUACGAAACCAUAUUGAAUAGAAGAGAUCACCAUAAAAAUCGUUACAUCCAUGAUUCUUUUGGUCCAAAGUAUUUGACGUAUGGAGAAACCAAAACCCUUCAAUCGCCUUUGUCAACUUCAUCUUCUUCACACGGUUUAGCUUCACCUUCUUCGAGCUCACGCACAUCAUCACAACCAAAGAACGUGUCAAGUUACUACUCCACCAAGGAAAAAAGGAAAGAGGGUGGUCAUGGAGGAGGCCCACUAGAGAAGCAAACGAAGUUCGAGUGCUUUGGAAUAUACUUGAUUCUCAUAAGCUUAGCAUUUACGGUGUUUUGGGGGAAGCUUUUUGGUAUUAUUUUGACCUCAACAUUGCUCUACUUUUUCGCUGUUUGGGACUCAAGUUCUCCCUGCCAAAAGAGGUUUCCUAGCUGUCCAAGACUGAGACAAAGUCUACAAGGCAAGGAUACUAGAAAUUAUCACAUGCUUCGAAACUAUUACAUGACUAUGGUUCCCAUUAAUCUUCACGUGACACAUAAUCGAGAUUUACACUUCAUAAGAAAAAGUUAAUUAUAAAGCUCGUCAAUUGUGUGUCUUGUGAAAAUUGAGAAAGACUAUGAUAAUCUGUCCAUCUAGGACUAUGAAAUAUUACUUUUGAUUUUUUUUUAUAAGAAACAAAUGUUUGUGUAUUUUACAUUAGAAUUUGUUUCUUAUAAAAAAACGUCAAGUAAUUUCUCCGAAGGUAGAGGUCAUUAUGGGAAGCAUGCUCCACGGGAACUAGUAACUACCAUAAUGGAGCAUUAAUUUUUUACGUGAGAAUUGUCUUUUUCGUUCUUGGUGCUUCUCCAUUCUCUGCUGCUCUUUCUGGUGCUUCCUGAAUCAAAGCUUUCUUAGGCACAACACAAUGGACAGUGAUAUGAGUGUACUCUUGCAGUUGUUCUGCUUGUUAACAUUUAGGGAAGGAUUGUGGGGGUGGGAAAGACAGAAGGAACAGAUCCUCAUUUAUUUCGCUUUGCAAAAGCUAUUGUUUGGCUUUCUGACAUGACAUUACAUAUCUAACAAAUAGGAAGGUAGGAAUAGUAGUAGUAGUUAUUGAAAUUCGAUAGGAAGGGGUUGGUUGUUGUAUUGAAAGUUUAACUUGUUACAGAAUUUUCAUUGGAAAUAAUACAUGUGUAUUAAUCAUGAUCAUCUGUGGAUUAAUAAAAAUAUCUUCGCCGAUCAAUUUUUAAAA
Messenger RNA from Glycine soja, 1555 nucleotides. RefSeq lists its product as uncharacterized. Bases 130 to 894 code for a protein of 254 amino acids. The transcript has 2 exons. The record is from RefSeq and is a predicted model, not a curated record. Lineage: Eukaryota; Viridiplantae; Streptophyta; Magnoliopsida; Fabales; Fabaceae.